Parastagonospora nodorum SN15 is the source of this 303-nucleotide messenger RNA. RefSeq lists its product as hypothetical. The record is from RefSeq and is a predicted model, not a curated record. Bases 1 to 303 code for a protein of 100 amino acids. The transcript has 2 exons. Lineage: Eukaryota; Fungi; Ascomycota; Dothideomycetes; Pleosporales; Phaeosphaeriaceae.
AUGGUUGCCUUCAAGAUCCUCACUCUUGCCUUUGCGGCUACCGCUACGGCCUCCACCUUCUACGCGCCCCCGCCUGCGGUCUCUUCGGCUGUCAGCGUGCCGGGUGUCACUAUCGUCACCUCGACCGUCACCGUUGUCGGCAAGGCUCCCUCGGGUCCCGACCCCACCAGCUCUAUUGUAGUCGUCAGCUCUGUCGUUGCCACCCCAGGCACUCCGGUCACCGCCGUCCCGUCCAGCAGCAGCGAAUACAUCGGUGUCGCUGUCGGCAUCGUUGCGCUCGCCCUGGGCGUCCUCGGCGCUUAG